This is a messenger RNA of Hydractinia symbiolongicarpus, 13434 nucleotides long. RefSeq lists its product as uncharacterized. The transcript is spliced from 51 exons. Lineage: Eukaryota; Metazoa; Cnidaria; Hydrozoa; Anthoathecata; Hydractiniidae. The record is from RefSeq and is a predicted model, not a curated record. Gene Ontology annotation, cellular component: membrane; signaling receptor complex; external side of plasma membrane. Gene Ontology annotation, biological process: cytokine-mediated signaling pathway. Gene Ontology annotation, molecular function: cytokine binding; cytokine receptor activity. Bases 49 to 13434 code for a protein of 4461 amino acids.
GGAGUUGAAAACUUAUUUUCUGAUACGAGUUAGCGGGAAUGGUCAAGUAUGGAUUGGGUCACUGUUGGUUUGAUCUCAUUAAUAUGUGUUAAUUUUAUAAAAACUAGAGAAUUGCUUCAAAAUGGUCAAAAUUAUUCAGAAUGUACCUCUCCACUCGGCCUGGAAAAUGGUGCUAUUUAUGACGAUGCUAUCAGUUGUACUAUACCACCAAGUGUGACAAAUGACAAUGCUUGUGCAAAUAAGUGCAAAUAUGUGCGCUACAAUAUUUCUUCUAGUAAAAGUUAUUGGUGUGGUAGCUACGAUAACAAUAGCUAUGGUUAUUACAAAGUUAAUUUGAAUCAGUUCAGCCUUAUCACUGGCUUUGCUGUCGAGUCUGGAAAAACAUGUUUGCAUUGUGGAAUAAAGACAAUUAAAUUUGGCUAUGAGUCUGAAAGAAAUGGCUUUAAUUCAACUGUGUUUAAAUUAAGCAAUGAUGAAAACUAUGUUUGGUUUGAUAAAGCUAUAAUCACGAAGGAAGUUUCUUUUAUCCCAAUUGAAUACAAUUACACUUUUCCGUACUUUUAUGCAAGAUUUGAGCUUUAUGGUUGCCCUUAUUGGGGAUAUGCUUCCCCUGUUGGUCUACAAAGUGGCCUCAUAAGUGAUGCGCAAAUGUCACAUGGCGGGACUGAAAUUACUAAUUACUUAAAUGCAAAUGCUGCAAGGUUGAAUACAGCUCGAUUUGAAGGUUGGAGAAUUUCAGGAAGUGACUACUACCAAACAGAAACUGAGAAAAAGGUUUGGCUUGGAAUUGAUUUAGGUCGAAAAAGAAAACUGACUUCUAUUGUUGUUCGUAAAUUUAAAUACACAAGUGACUACUCCACAACAGGAUUUUUUAUAUACUAUGGGGAAUCUUAUUGGUCCAAGAAGCCAUACACUGGUGUUCAGAAGAAAGAUUUCUACUAUCCGACGAACAAACCAGUGGCUGUCUGGUCCACAUAUGCUGAUGGGGAAGGAGAUUCAAGAUAUAUCUUUAAAUAUCCUUUGAUUGCAGAAUAUAUUGAGUUUUACCCAAGAUGCCAACCAUGCAAAUCCUCUAUGAGUGUGGAGUUAUAUGAGGAGUCAAUUACAAAACCUUCCCAUCAUUGGCCAUUAACUGGAUCUUUUGAAGAUAAACAGAGUAUGCAAGAUUUUUCUCCUGUUGAAGGAGCAUAUCUAGAAUCAGAUGGUUUGGUUAUUAACUCGACAUUGAAAUCUCAGUUAAAGACACUACCUUAUGAUUCAGAUGAUUGCAUUGUAAACCCUGACAAUUGUGGUUCGGGUCUUACUGUUUCUUUUUCUGCGAAGGUGACUGACAUUCCAAAUGGAACGAUGCAAACCGAUCUUGUAAUGCCCUUGUCAGCAGUAUUGGAUGGAACAUGCUCAAAUAACGAAGCAGAUUUUAAUUUAAACAAGAAAUUAGGUUUAUACAUUAAAGAAGUUAACAAUGCACGAGGUGCAACAGUCUUAUCAACUACUAAUAUGUUGAUAUCUUCUUUUGGGUCUGCUGAUGAAGUCUUCAAGUUAAAAGCUACGAUGUAUAUCAAUAAAUCACAAGAUUUUGUUGCUUUUUGUGAAUAUAAUAGUUUAUCCAUUCAAGAAAAUAGGUCAGGCAUUGUAUUAGUUAAAGGAGCUUUCGACUCAUACAGGAUUGUUGGUAUGUCAACAUUAUUGCAAGCUGUUUUUAACAUGCCAAAUUGGCAUUAUGGAACAUCACUGGUCAUUGUUUUCGAACCUUUUAAUGGAGAGGAGAAAGAUAUUGCUUUGUCUGGUAAGACAUGGAAGCUAAACAAACAUGUCAAUCUUGAAUGUUACGAGUUGCAAUACGGAAGUCCAAUACCACUAAAAUUUUCACAACCUGGAGUAUCUUGUGCAGACAAUGCUCUCACAGCAACGGCAGCAAGUUUUGAUGUACAAGAUCAGUGGAGAAACUGUCAUGGUCCUGAAAAUUAUUUAGAGGUUGAUUUUGGUGUUACUUUGUUUCUAGCAAUGAUAAAAGUUGCUAGUCACCCUUUAUACUACGCGGAUGAAUUUAGCAUACGUUAUGCUGUAAAUUAUACGAUUUGGCAUAACAUUUCAAAUGCAGAUGGUGGUGAACUUAUAUUUAGGAAAAGUAAAUCUGGAAUUGAAUAUUUAUCCUUUCCUUUCCCCAUCUAUGCUCAACAUUUACGAAUUUACCCUGUGUCUUAUCGUGGGUCCUUCUUUCAACUGGAAUUAGAUGUUGUUUUAUGCAACACAUUUGGUGAGCAUCACGAAGUUCGAAAAUCAGUUAAUACACAUGAGGUGCAAAUAAGUUUUGAUGAAUCUGUGAUUUAUCUUUUCCACUCUACGAGGUGUCACAAAUGUUGUUACGUUGAAUGUUAUUUUGUUUAUGAACAAUAUAUUGGAAUUGAUGGCAUGGAUCAACCAACCAAAAAAAUAGUCCAUUUUGAGGGCAGUAGUGUUCCUAAAAAUUCUGAUGCAUUUAGAGUGGAUAAAUAUGGAUAUUUCAUUAGAAUUCAAUACAAUGGACAACCUCGAAUAACAAAUUCAACUAACUCUUAUGUUUAUGUGAAUAAACUUUGUAAAUCCUACGACUUUAUUUCUGACGAAUACAUACUGUGCCUCGGAAUCGACAGCCAAGUCUAUAGAAGCUCUUUGCCAGGAACUCCGGAUUUUACACUUAUUGCGCCUUGUUGUGUUUAUCAGAUUGUAGUUAGUGAUGCAACUGGAAUAAUCUAUGGCCUCAGAGCUGGUAAUACUGUUGUUAGCAGACCGUUAACUACAUCACUAGUACCAGGAGAUUGGACAUCACUCCCACCAGUUACAUGUACAAAACUUAGAACUAGCAAAGAUGGUGUUCUGUGGUGUUUAAGUAAUGGCAACAUCUUAGAAUGGAUUCCUUCCAAGGGUAGAUGGACAUUAGCAAUGUCUAGAAGCAACUGUUUAGACUUUGAUGUUGCUAGUACAUAUAUUAUAUGUUUACAUUCUCAUGAUUUAAAGAGGUACCCAAGAUCGCCUGAAGACAAUUCUGGCUUAUAUAUGUUUCAUGGGUUAACUCGGCAGCAUUACUCAACAUCAUAUGAAAAUACUCUUUACAUCUAUGAUUUUGUUGGUGGUGGUGUGUAUAGUUAUACUCUUUAUGAACGAACCACUCCUCCACCGACAUUGUUGAGAACAGUGUCACCUGAAUAUAGAGAUGUGUGCCGUCGUAUUUAUGGUGGUCCUGCCAACUGGUUAUACUGCAUUGAACCUUCUGGUAUUCGAUAUAUUAACAAUAAUAUAGAUAUCCUCCGUUAUGAAGGGAAAAUAAUGGACAUUGACUUUUAUGCUGAUGCAAAUUUUAUUUUAUUUCUUAAUGUCUCUAAAGAUGUUGUUCAACUGGUUCCGGAUGGUGGUUAUUUAGUUUUUAAUGCAUAUUUGGCAUAUGGACAUGAUAUUGUGGAAUUUGAAUAUGACAAAGCCAAUGAUACUCUUUACACUUUAAAGGAUGAUGGAAAUAUUUACAAACAAAAAGACAGUAUCACUGCAGAAUUAUACUUAACAGGCCCUUGUGUUAGUUUCCGUAUGUCUCCCAAUGGGCUUUGUUUCUGUUUGUACCAAGGGAUCUGGUUUCUGUCAGUUUUGAAUUCAUGGCAUGUUGUUUUCAAUGAAUAUGAAUGUACAUCUUUCCAUGUGACAAAUACAGCUGUCUUCUGUCAUACACAUGAUCCCCAUUACAUUUUCAGCAAAGUAUUACCAAUUGGAAAAGAUUAUUUAUCAGAAUUUCCAAUUAUCUCAUCUGGUCUUCAAAGAGUUAAACAAAAGAGUAGUGGAACUGGAUUCCAAGUUUCUUUAUCAUCAGCUCAUUCAUCCUUAAUAGUAUCUGUUCAAACAUCCACAAUGCUAACACGAGCAGUCUACCCUGUAAAUAUAAGUGAAGGAUUGACAAACUGGAAUGAUUAUGCUUUCAUAUGGUCAAGAGAAAAUAACAUUAUUUCAUUGUAUUUAAAUCAAACACUAGUGGCUACUAAGCAUGGUGUGGUUCAUAGUGCUAUCAAAUCAAAUGGAAAUGAUUUUGUUAUAAUUGGUGGCUAUUAUGAUCAUCUAGCAGCAUUUGAACAAAAUUUCGCUCUAAGAGACUUAAAAGUUUGGAAACAUAAUUUUACUCAUGAUAAAUUUGUUUCUAAGUUUAAAAACGUUGUUAUAUCUGGACCAGUUCCAGCAACAUACGAAAAUGAUUGCAUUAGCGUGGCUAUUAACAAAGAUAAUGAUCAGUGGAUUUGUGGCACUACUGAAAAUGGCAUCUUUGUACAUCCUAUAGAACCAUCUGUAUCGAAUAACAAGUGGAAAUAUCAUUCUGAUAAAAGUUGCAAGAAGUUGGAAUACAUGGUUGGUUAUCUAUUUUGUUUGGAUUCAAAUAAUACAUAUUUGUACUUGUAUUUUAAUAAAAGCUGGAUUGAGUUAUUUUCAUCAGAGGAAGUGAAGGACUUUACCUUAGCACAUGAUGAACAACAUAUUCUUGUAAAUUUCUUGAAUAAUCCUAGUUACCACAAGUUUCCUUUAAAAGAUUAUAUCAGGUGUGCAUUGACAAGCAGGACCUGCACUGGUUACAGUUCGAUUAAUUACCAUGGAGAUUUUGCUUUUUUUAGCAAUAAGGCUAAUUAUAUCUUAUCCAAGAAUAAUUUAAAUUAUGACUUGCGAAACUAUGGUACAUAUCAAACUGGCACUGUUCGUGAUACGAUAUCGCAAGAAUGCAUACUUCCAUACAUUUACAAUCAUAUUCUAUGGUGUGUGAAUGCUAAUGGUUUUUUAUACAAAAGAACUGGUAAAAAGUGGUUGUUUGAAAUGGAUCAAUAUUGUAAUGAUUUUAAAGUGACUGAAAGCUAUAUUCUUUGUGUGAAUGGCACUGUUUUUAUUAAAUGGCGAUCUAAAGUUGAAGAGAGCAUCACAUUUUCCGAAACUGAGUAUGGUGAAAGUCAAAAUUUUGCCCGUAAGAUAUCGACAUCAUGUUCCUAUUGGCCAUGCAAGUCUGGUCCACUCUAUGAUGCAGAUAUAUACCAAGCCGCUGCCAUGCAAAAGUCUUACUAUCUUGGUAAUAAGACAAGGUUUUUUGAUGCAGCAAGCACUACUUGUAAAAGAAAUGGUGGUUUACUUGCAAGUAUUCACAGUGACGAGGAUGUCAACGAUCUUUCCAUGGUAUCUAGCAAGUAUGUGUCCACAAAAAAUGUGAUUGUUGGCCUAAAAGGGAGCAGUUGGCAGGAUGGUUCACCUUAUGAUUAUCAGCUAUUUACUUCCGAUGCAGAUAAAGAUAGCAAAGAUUGUGCAGAAUUUAAUCCACACAUUAAUCCAACAGAUUGGAGUAGAAUAUCUUGCGAUAUUAAAAAACAAUUUAUGUGUCAAAGUAAUGGACAUGUAUUACGCAAGUUUUAUCAAGUGAUGAAUAUCAGUUUUUGGAAUCAAACACAAUGCAUAACCAUUCCUUACAGCGAUCCAUUUCGAUUGGCUGCCUUACCUGAUCCUACCACAACCUUUACAAUUUUUGUGAUGAAAAAUUAUUUUGGUGAAAAUCCUUUGAUAACAUAUGCAGCAUUUCAACUGUUUAGCGAUGUAGCAUCAAGUACAAAAAAUACGAUACAAAUUGGACUGUUACAACAAAAUUACACAAACUGUUUAUCUAUGAAUUCAUUUGACCCUAUUGGGAAAUAUUUAUCAUCAAAACAAACAUUAAUAUGGGAAAGUAAAUCAUUUCAGGCUGAUAACAAAGUCUUUACUGAAGAUAUUUCUCCUCUUCUGCGGAAUUUUAUUGAUACCUAUAGAACAGCUGUGGAAAAGCCUGAGUUCAUUCCAAUUGUAUUUUUCUGGAAACAUCCUGGUCCAUUUGCAAAACGAAUGAAGUAUAUGAGGUUGCUAGUCACUUAUUAUCAAAAAGAAAAUAACAAUUUUUUGGAGUUCUUACCAAGAUAUUAUUCAGCCAAGAACCUACCUAACCAAUAUACAACAUAUGCUUUUCCAAAAAAUCGACAGAGUUUUUCGUUUUGGUACCACAUGUAUGGGGAUUUUGUUGGCAAGUUAUAUGUGUGGUUGAUUGAUGCAGUUAAUGUGAAAGAACCGCUAUUGGUGUUUGUGAAGGAAGGCAAUCAGGGUGCAUUGUGGAGGAGAGCAAUUAUCAGUUCUCCAGAAGAUGGAGUGAAUUGGAAGCUUAAAUUUUGUGCCUUCAGAACUGAUUGGUAUACGGGACAUAUUGCCAUAGAUUCAAUCGAAUCAGCUACUGCAGAUUAUGGCAACAACUCAACUGACUUUAUGCCUGAUUACAAGUUCAAAGUAAACACUUUAAACCCGACACUCUUGAAGAAAUUUGGAUUGAUUCAACCAAGUUUGUUGUACUCAUUCAAACAUUCUCUUAAUGAUUUCUCUGGCAAUGAUUUACAUAUCGUACCACACGCAGAGUUAUCUUACCAAUGGAAGGAAGACAAACUUUUGUUUCCAUUACAUGCAUUUCAUGUUUCAAAAUCAUCAAACGAUGCUAUCUUAAAGGUGGUUGAUCUCUCCAGCAUUUUAGGUGGUAUUAAAGAAGAAUUUUCAAUAAUAUUUCACUUAAGACCAACACUACAAGAAAAUGAAGUAACAUUUUUCCAGUUUGGUGAUCAACCUGCUGAAAACUUUCAAGUAAACAUAGACAAUAGCAAAUUGCUUUUAAAACAUUCUGGUGAUACUUUAUAUACAUCAUCUUGGGACCUGACCAAUGGGACUUGGACCUAUGUUGCUGUAACAUACCUGAAUGAGACAAUAUCUGUUUACAUGAAUAAUACGGUUGAUGAUGUCACAGCAGAGUUGAAGACGUCAUUGUUCACAUUUCCCAGCAGUUUAUAUUUUUUCCGUGAUCCAUCGAAGCUUGGUUCUCCACCGACUGACUUUUUUAAAGGUUCAAUUUCUUGUUUUCAAUUUUACAAUGCAACCAUGACAUCCAACCAAGUUGAAGCUUUAGAAUUCUGUCCAGAUCGAUUAGAGCUGAAGUCCUGCGAAUAUAGCUGUUCCAAUGGUGGUGUUUGUGUGCCCCUUAAGCGUAUGUGUAAAUGUCCUUCGUCCUUAAAGAGAUACUAUGUGCAAGAAACCUGUCAAAAUGGUUUUCAUGAUGGUUUGUUUAAAAAUGCCAUAAGUUAUGUGAGCUUUGACAGAUCACUCCAGGAUGAAAAAAAAUUCUUCUCCGCGUUUAAUGAAGGUUCAAGUUAUCUUGUCUCAUCUCCAAUAAAUUCAGGAAGAUGUAUCGAAAAAACAAGUGUGAUAAUUGCACGUGCCUUUGAUAAUUGUGCGUUAGAUUUGGAAGGAUGUCCAAAUGGUUUUGCAGUUGCCUUUUGGCUUUACAUUGAUCAGAACGAGGACAAGAAAUCUGUUGAAUUGUAUCGCUUUGGAAAUUUAGUCAUUACUGCAGACUUUAUCUUCAAUUUAAAUUCUUCAGUUAGAUUUGGAUAUAUUAUGGGAAACAUAACAUGGCAUUCAUCUGUUGCCAUAUGUUCAGGACAAGUAGAUUUACCAUUCAAAGCUUGGUUUUAUAUAAAUAUAAUUGUCAAUAAUUCAAGUGUACUUUUAUGGAGAAUUAAUGGCGAGAAUGGCAAUGAAGCCAACUGCUCUUCAUUAGCCAACGAUUUGUCAAUCUCUGACACAUCUCUUUCCUUUGGAAAUGUAUCAAAGCUCUGUAUUGAUGAAUUUGUAAUGUACAAUCGAGUGGAAAAUCUGGAUUCGUAUUACAACCGAUUGAGUAAUCAUAUAGGUGAUGAAUUAGCUAAAAAAGUGAAUUACUACCCAUGGUUGAGAUUCGAAGUGUCAUCCAAUGACACAAUAUGGAGUGAUGACUUGCAAAAUGAAGAAAGUGUCGUUUACGUUAAUGUUAAGAAAAACUUUGAAGAUGCUAUAAUUUCUUGGAUGGAAUUUUCAAUCUGGGAUCAAGGUUACAAGGUUGAUGUCAAACGAUUUUCGAAAACAUCUGACGGUACAGUUUCUGCGGAGUUAAAUUUCUCAUUCAAGCCACCUUUACCACGUACCAUCGUUCAUAGUCUUACCAGCACAUAUUUCUACGAGCAUCAUGGCCAUUACUAUAAAUUUGAAAGAAGUAAUUCUUCCUUUGGAGUACCUGCCAUUGCUGUUGAGUACGAAGCAGAAGGGCAAUAUGAUAUAAAAAUCAACAUUUUAAAUUCGCAUUCAAUAGAUGCAACAAACCAUAAAGGUUAUGCGGUUUAUUAUCAUGGAAAUUACCCUAACACCACUGUGGAAUAUUUGCCAGAGCAGGAGCAUUUCUUUUACACUGGUGUUGACAGCAUAUUGAUAUCAGAGCUUACACCUUAUCGUGAAUACUACCUAUCCAUUUAUAGAAUUACUCAUCAGGGUUUUGGCCCUCCUGCAAACAGUACAGUUAUUUUAUUAUCACCAUCAGUGAACACACACCCUCCUACAAUCUUAGAAGCAUCGCCGCACAAUAGCACGUCAAUCAAACUGAGAUGGGAAGAAUACGAUUUUUUCUACUGGAACGCUCCAGAUCUUUUAUGUUAUCAAAUACUUUAUAGAAAAACUUCCGAAGUGAACAACCUAACUGGAACCAUACGUGAAUUUAAUCAUAGUGUUUUGAAUGUUAGUGCUGAUGUGACAGAGUUUGUGUUGGAGGGCUUAGAUGUGUUUACUGAGUAUGAUAUACACAUUGGUACUGUUAAUAAUUUAGGCUUAGGUGCACUUGCAAAUGUUGUUCAAAGAAGCAACGAAGGUGUUCCUGAGUUAGCACCAAAUAUCACAUCAAUUAAACUUGUGAAUGCCACCAUGGUUGCGUUUAAUUGGAGUUUGUUACCACAUGAUAUUGACAUUUAUAAUUCUUUUAAACUAUAUGGAUACGACAUCAGUAUAGUGCCAUUGUUUCCAGAAUUUAACUUAUCAUGCCCAUACAUAAAUGUGCAAAUCGCAAAUAACAUUAGUGAGCUCACGCACCCAGAGAACUGUAAACAUAUGAGAUUCUUCAAUCUUUCAAUCGCUGGUUAUAACAACAUCGGCGUUGGAGUGAAGCAUGAAUUCUGUUACGUUUUAGGCCGAACUGUUCCCCCCCAAAUUCAGGUCUUAAAUACCACCUUUGGACCACAAAUGCCAAAUGAAAUGUCUUCAGUCAACAUUAGCAUUGGUGAUAUUCCAUUGGAGGAUGAAACAACAGUUGUAAUGUACUAUCAAAUUUUGUACCAGUCGUUAGAUUGGGAGGAUAAUGUCACCACUUUUAAUGUUAGUAUAAAUCACACCAAAGCCGAGUUGGAUUAUUGGGAUAUGUUAAAGGAAGUCUUUCUUAAUUGUUCCGACCUGACUUAUCCACAAGUAUCUUCAAAAGUUGUCAACUACAUGCUAACCAUUCAUUACUACACGAACUAUACAAUGACUGGCAAAGCUUGUAGUGAAGAAGGAUGCAGCAAUGAAAAUCUAACCAUUAAAUUUCUCACUGCAGAACAUUCUCCAUUUUGUCCACCACCCAAUGUGAAACUUUUUAAUUCAAGUUCAACAUCUCUAAUAGUCACAUUUGAUGCCUUAUCUCGCCAUUGCUUAUCAGGCGAAUUGCAGUUUUAUGGAUUAAUAUUGUUAGAAACAGAAAAAUAUCUCGAUGUUGUGAGGGAAAAUGUCAGUAUAGAAACCCUUUUAUCAAACGCAACUUUUUAUAACGAAACGUUAUCCAGGGAAAUUGAAUAUUUUGGUUUGCAUGAAUAUUGGAAUUACACAAUACUUGCAUUUGCUCAAAAUAAUGGUGGUAUGGGUUUUGUUUCUGAUCCAGUUUACAAUAUGACGGACCAAGAUGUUCCACACGGCAUCCCUCUUAAUUGUUCGAUUGAGCAUUUUAAUUCAACAUGCUUUACUUUGACAAUCGGGAGACCGGAAAGGUUACUUCAGAAUGGUGUUAUUCAUUUUGAAGUGAAUAUUGUAACUGAGUAUGACGAUCAAAUAUUUCGUCGUGUUGAAGUUGAUGGCGUUUUAACUUCAACAGUGUUUUUUAACGUAACGAAAUUCACCCAACUCAAUAUUUCCAUCAGUGCUGUUACUUUGAAAGGGAUUGGUCCUGAAGUCGUAUUACAAAAUCGGACUUUGGAAGAUAUACCAACGCUUCCCCCAGCAAACUUUAAUGUAAGUUUAUUAUCCAACGAUACAUUUGUACUAUCAUGGGAAGAUAUACCACCGCGGUCUGUUCAUGGCAUCCUUCAGCAUUAUCAUUUGUAUGGUUGUGGUGUCUUACAUAAUGCUUCAUUACAUUGCUUUGAUCGAAAUAUAACGCAAUACAAUGCGACGUUCACUGUGUUUCCUGGCACGUUCUACAAUUUCACCAUUGCUGGAUGCACUAGGGUUGGAUGUGGAGCAAAGGAUAACAUAUUCACAAAAUCGCUAGAUAUGGUUCCAAAUGGACCUGUCCGGCAUUUACUUGCUCCAAACAUUACAGCAAAUUCGAUAAAUCUAACAUGGCUGCCAGUCUUUCCAAUGAAUCGGCGUGGGAUAGUUACUCACUACAACAUAACUGUUGUAAAUACCUUGCAUGAAUGGCAAACUAUAGAAGAUCAAAAUGAAGACACUUGGAUUUCCAAUACAACGGGUGUUUUGGUAGACGGCUUGGAUAAUUAUACGUUGUACCAUUUAAGCGUGGCAGCUUGCACCUCGGCUGGAAAAUCAUUUGUUUCUGUCCAAAGAAGCUACAAAACGAAACAGAAUGUACCCAGUGCUCCUCCAUUGAAUGUUACAGCCUACGAUACCAGCAGUAGUAGCCUGAAUAUAAGUUGGAUACCAUUACCAAAAUGGUAUCAUGAAGGAGUACUACUGGGAUACGUUAUCUUCUUUGAAGUUGAAGAGGGUUUUACAGACAUCAGAAGGGGACGAACAAAAGGGGAACAUUACUGCAGCACCUCAAGUUGUGAAUUGACUGAUUUAUCACUUCAUACACCUUAUGUUAUUUACGUGGCUGGUUAUACUGAAGUUGGGUAUGGAGUUUUGAGCGUAGUUGCGAAUGGUACAACAGGAGAAUUCACUGAUGGAAACUGGACAUCAUGGACGAAUUGGGGAAACUGUGCGAGGAGUUGUGGAUUAGGAUAUGCAAUGAGACAAAGGUGGUGUACAAAUCCUGAACCAGAGGAAGGUGGAGACUAUUGUCCCGGAGAGAGACAAGAAUUCCGACCUUGUAACGACUUUCCAUGUCCAGGGUAUUAUUUAGCAACACCUGGAGAUAACUGCAGAUCAACAUGCGAAAACUUAGGAGAAGAGUUUGGGUGUGCUUUGGACUUAAAUUUUCAAAACACUUCAAGGUAUUUUGAAGACGUUAUUGAUGGUUAUAAUUACACUCGAACCAUCUAUGUAAAAUGCAACUCAUCUGUGCAGACAAAUUUUUAUUCUCGAAAAUAUGAUCCGAGCUUAGUUCUAAGCAGCGGUAUUUGCCGGGGAUAUGUUAAUGUGCCUGUUAAAAUCGAUUGCGAUGCUACUGGAGACAACACAGUCAGGAGAUUAUGUAGAUGUAUCGACAAAGAGAUGGCUCAAUAUAGAGAAUGGGCUAAUUGGGGCUUAUGCAAUAAAGAUUGUGGUACUGGACGUUACCAAAGGUACAGAGAAUGUAUUGUUGCAGGAGGCUGUACUGGAACUUCUCUGGACAAACGAGAUUGUAAUGUUCACCCCUGCCCAGUGGAUGGUGAGUGGGGUGGAUGGUCGUCUUGGUCUAAUUGCUCAGCAACUUGCGGUUUUGGUUAUCAACAAAGGAGCAGGAACUGCGAUUCACCUGCUCCCGCUUUCAAUGGAUCUUAUUGUGUCGGAGACCACAAUAUUGAUAUAAAAGAAGGAUGCAAUCCAAUGCCGUGUCCAGUUCAUGGACAAUGGGGUGAUUGGCAGGAAGUUUCAGAGUGCAAACAUUCUUGUGGAUUUGAUGGAGUUCGAGUUCAAAAACGAUAUUGUGAUGAACCUGCACCGCUCUAUGGAGGUGCUGAUUGCGUUGGCAAGAACAGUAGAAACUUUUCAUGUAGCGAGAAUACUAUAUGUUUGCCUGCUUUAUAUGUUUAUACUGUACGAUUUACUGAAGAGACAUGGGAGUUUCCAAUGUAUCAAAUAACAAACGAGAAAUCUGUGAAUUUGAGUAAAAAGAUUGAGAAAGAGUUAAGAGUGUUCUAUAAUGCCAGUGAAGUAUCGAAACAAACCGAGAAUGUCGAGAUUGAAUUUCUGUCAAUGUCGCGAGGCAGUGUUAUUGUACAAUUUAGCAUUUUAUAUGAUGCUGUUCCAAGUAUCGAAUCAUUAGUAUUACAACAUACUGUGGAAGAUGGUCUUCUUAACACCAUGCCAACAUCUUUGGAGGACAUUUCUAUCAAUACACUUCCAACGGGACCAGUUAAAACUGUCAUGGCCUUCUCUCCUACUCCAUUUUCAAUCAACGUCAGCUGGAGCCCAAUUAAUCAAACCUUAUUGAACGGAGCACUCAACCUUUAUCAAGUAUAUUACCGACCACGCGAUCGAAGUGUGCCAUGGGAUAAUUUUGGCACAAACAAUUUGACGUACACAAUAAUUGACUUAACACCAGGGGCGUGGUAUGAAAUCCGCGUGGUAACUGCAAUUAGUUCAGGAAACGGUGUUGCAAGUUCUCUCAUUGAGAUACAAACUAUAGAAGGAGUGCCGUACAUCAAACCACCAUCUUGCACCCAUCAAAUUAUGGAUUUUAACACAGUUUAUUUUUCAUGGGACCACAUUCCUAGUCACGAAGUACCUGGCAAUUUACUUGGGUAUAACAUUACUUAUCGUAAAUACCACGGAGAAAAACACCAUACAGUUUUAGUUGAUAACACGAUGGAGCAAAGAACGGUGGAGAGUUUCAAAGCAUACACGUGGUACUGGGUUGAGGUUGCUGGAUAUACAAGUGCAGGCGUUGGCCCUCAUGAAGUGUUUGUGUUCCGAACCCCUCCUGGAGCUCCUGGUGUACCACCGCCAAAUGCAACAGCUAUUGACCUUUAUUCAACUACAGAAUUGACAGUUACUUGGGAUUUUAUUCCUAAAGAAGAAGAGAAUGGUUUCUUAACCGGGUACAGAAUAUUCUACAAAAGAUUCAUACAAGGAGGCAUAUAUUUAGUUGGGGAAUCAGUAAAUGAUAUUAUAUUAGAUAGACACACUUCGAUGUACAGAGUGGAAGGAUUGGAAAGUUAUACGACUUAUGAAUUUCAGAUAUUUGGAUAUUCAGUGUAUGGUGAUGGUCCAAUAGCAACGGUUUAUGGACGAACAUGCAAAUGUCCAAAAUAUCUAUUCAGUAAUUGGUACGAAAUUAAACCUUACAUUGAACAAGUUGGGUCUAAUCAAGAUGGCAUUGUCAAGGGCUUGUUUCCGGAUUUAAUGUCCAUGGUCGUAAAUGCUGUAUGUGUAGAUUGCAAAGGAUAUAAGCCCAGAAUUUACUACAACCGAACGCGUGAUGGAAGAGUGUCAAAAAAGACAAUGUAG